Molecule: messenger RNA, 1378 nt
Organism: Spinacia oleracea (spinach)
Lineage: Eukaryota; Viridiplantae; Streptophyta; Magnoliopsida; Caryophyllales; Amaranthaceae
Product: protease Do-like 5, chloroplastic
Exons: 8
Coding region: 76-1032 (318 amino acids)
Biological process (GO): proteolysis
Molecular function (GO): serine-type endopeptidase activity
Source: RefSeq, a predicted model, not a curated record
AAGUUCGUAUUUAGGAAUUGAAACACAACGAAAGCUAAAACGCUAUUGUUUUAAUCCAUCCAUUAAAAACCGGAGAUGAUGGUUGCAUCACUGAGCAGUGUGCUUCGUAAUCGUCCACAAUAUUCCCUUCCCAUAACCAUAAACUGCAGCAAAUUGCCCUCUAAUUCAGAAUUCACACGCAAUCCUCCAUUAACAAGGAGAAAAACCAUAUUUUUAUCCACCCCUUUUCUCACUUUGCUUCUCAAUUUCAACCCCGGUUCAGCAACGCCUUUGCUUUCUGCUGAUGCACUUGAAUUAGAUGAUGAACAAGAGGAAUCUUCUGUUGUCCGCCUUUUUCAGGAAACCUCACCAUCUGUGGUAUUCAUUGAAGUGUUAGAAUUAUUGAAUAGCUCCAACAAUUCAAAGGAGGCCCUGCUAGCUGAUGGAAGUAAUGCUAAAGUUGAGGGGACAGGUUCUGGCUUCCUCUGGGACAAGUUUGGUCACAUUGUUACCAAUUAUCAUGUAGUGGCUAAGUUGGCAACGGAUCAAUAUGGACUACAGCGUUGUAAGGUGACUGUAGUUGAUGCACAAGGAACCAAAAUUUCAACUGAAGCCAAAAUCAUUGGUAUUGACCCAUCAUAUGAUCUGGCUGUUCUUAAGUUUGAUUCUCAGGGAAAAGAGUUAACGCCUGCUCUUCUAGGAACAUCAAGCAAUCUACAUGUGGGACAGAAUUGUUUUGCUAUUGGGAAUCCUUAUGGAUACGAAAACACUCUAACAACUGGGGUAGUCAGUGGUUUGGGCAGAGAGAUACCAUCUCCAAAUGGACAGGCCAUUCGAGGAGCCAUACAAACAGAUGCUUCCAUAAAUGCUGGGAACUCAGGAGGGCCACUGAUUGAUUCAUAUGGUCAUGUUAUUGGUGUGAAUACUGCUACAUUUACUCGCAAAGGCACUGGAAUGUCUUCUGGUGUUAAUUUUGCAAUUCCAAUUGACACAGUAUUGCGGACUAUACCCGCCCUUAUUGUGUAUGGAACACCUUACAACAACAGGUACUAGCUAACCCGCGAUUGACAUUGACAUCGACAUCUCUGAGAAUUCUUGAGCGCAGGUGCAUAACAAAUCAAAUGUGAAAGGGUUUCAUAAAGCGUUCAAAUACUAGGGGACUUAUGUGAUUGCUGUAUACAUACUCUUAAUUUUAUCAUUCUAUUGUUUACAGUCAUUGAAGAAAGCAAGCUCUUCAGUCGUGUAUAUUUCAGAAACCGUCUCAUGUUAACUUUUUUUUCUUUUUUCUUUUUUCCUUUUUCCUUUUUCCUUUUUUUGAUUGUAGGAUUGACUGUAAUAUGGGCCUAAAAGUUUGUCAAGACAUCAUUUCUUUUAUAUAGAAAAGCAAGAGUAAAAUGCA